AUGACUGAGUUUUCAACGUUAGAACGGGCUGCAACUGCCGUUUCACCAAGACGUGUGCCCGUUCGACCUUCACAGAGGAGAUGGCAGACGGAGCUGGGGAGGACCAGCAGCGAGGCGGACCAGGCAGCUCGACCACUAUCGCCGCCCAAACGCUCCGGAAAUUCAUAUUUGAGCACUGCUAUAUGGCAGCGAUGCGAUGAUGAGUAUGCGUCGAGCUCCUCUUCAGACGAAGAUGAGGACGUAAUACCGGCACCGGGCAACUUAAGACGCACCCAAACCCAGAUUGACAACGAGCUCAAGUCCCAGUUGCUCAAGUACCGUUCACAUAGCAAUGUGGAAGAAAAAAGAAAAUAUGCCCUCCUUGAUGAUGAUGCAGACACAGAGAACCGCUAUCGUCGAUUUCUUGUUGGUAACAAAAAUUAUCAAAGCAAGGGCAAAGUGAAGAAGGACGGGCGACUGCGGAUCAGUGUCAAUGAGACGGCAGGCACAGGUUAUAUCGCCAAGGCCCUCGGGUCCAUCGUCAACAAAGCGCCGCCUAUCGGAACGACGGAAAAGGAACGGCCUAGUAGUCACAGGCUCUCCUCCGACUCAACCUUUGCCUCUGCAGACCUCUCUCCAAGGCCAAGGUUGAACAUAGUCAUUAUGGUGAUCGGAUCACGAGGAGAUGUGCAGCCAUUUUUGAAAAUAGGGCGGAUUUUGAAAGAGGACUAUGGCCACAGGGUCCGCAUUGCAACCCAUCCCACUUUUCGAGAAUAUGUCCAAAGGGAUUCGGGACUCGAGUUCUUCUCUGUUGGUGGAGAUCCAUCCGAACUCAUGGCUUUCAUGGUCAAGAAUCCUGGUCUGAUCCCGACUCUUGAAACCGUCCGAGCUGGAGAUAUCGGAAAGAGAAGGGCUGCCAUGGCAGAGAUGUUUGACGGAUUCUGGAGAGCCUGUAUAAACGCGACCGACGAUGAAAAAGAUUACCAAAAUCUCAAGAUGAUGGGUGCGAAGGAUCCGUUUGUUGCUGACGCCAUCAUUGCCAACCCGCCGAGCUUUGCUCACAUCCAUUGUGCUGAAGCUUUGGGAAUUCCUGUCCAUUUAAUGUUUACCUUUCCUUACUCUCCUACUCAGGCAUUCCCCCACCCGCUCGUUAGCAUCAAACGAUCUAACAUUGACCCGGGCUAUACCAACUUCAUCUCUUAUCCACUGGUAGAGAUGAUGGUUUGGCAAGGCCUUGGGGAUCUGGUGAACGACUUUCGUGUCAAAACACUAGCUUUGGACCCUGUAUCAACUCUGUGGGCACCUGGAGAGACGUACAGACUGCAUGUACCAUUUACCUACCUCUGGUCUCCAGGACUCAUCCCCAAACCAGCGGACUGGGGGGAUCAUAUCAACAUUUCGGGGUUUGUAUAUUUGGACCUGGCUUCAUCAUUCACUCCGCCACCGGACCUCGAAGAGUUCUUGAACUCAGGGGAAACACCAAUCUAUAUUGGGUUCGGUUCGAUCGUGGUGGAUGAUGCUGAACGGUUCACUGAACUUAUUUUCGAGGCUGUCGAGAAAGCCGGGGUGCGGGCACUUGUCUCGCGAGGAUGGGGAGGCUUAGGAAGCGCUCGAGUUCCUAAGAAUAUAUUCAUGUUGGACAACACACCUCACGACUGGUUGUUUCCAAAGGUGAAGGCGUGCGUUAUUCACGGAGGGGCAGGAACAACUGCGAUAGCUCUCAAAUGCGGCCUUCCAACCAUGGUUGUACCAUUCUUUGGAGAUCAAAUCUUCUGGGGAUCGAUGGUGGCCAGGUCUGGAGUAGGUCCGCAGCCUAUUCCCUAUAGGCACCUCACUGCAGAGAACUUGUCUCAGGGCAUAAGAUAUUUGCAGACCGAUGAAGCGAGAGAAGCAGCCCGUGAAAUUGCCAACGGCAUUGAGAGAGAAGGUGACGGGGCAAAGAAUGCAGUACGGGCAUUCCACAAUCGCCUGAAUUUGCAAGGGCGAAAUACGAUGCGAUGCUCGGUACUCAAGGACCGGAUUGCCGUCUGGCAGCUGAAGAAUACGCCAAUCAAAUUAUCACCCCUGGCUGCAGAUAUCCUGGUUGAUGCAGGGCACCUUAGCUGGAAGAAGUUACGGCUUGUACGGCACGUUGAAUGGAAUGAUUUUGAAGGCCCCGGAGAGCCUGUCACCGGUGUCGCUGGCUCAUUGGUUGGUUCAGCUCGGAAUGCGUUCAGAGGUGUAGCAGGUGUCCCUUUCCACCUUGCACGGAGAACAAAGAGGAGAAAAAAGAUGAGAGAAGAGAGAAGAGCAAAUUCCAAGUCUAAGGGCGACCUUCCAGAUUCAAGCCGGACAGAGGAUCUUGCCAUCGGAAAUGUGGAAAACUCGCCGCGAGGUGUUGCGAGUGUAGACCUUCUUCGAGCGGAAGAGUUGGCUCAGACGCCUGCUACCGAGCUUCAUGCUGCCUAUUUUGGAGAUGUCAGAGAAGGAGUCGGCAUCACGGCUUCAGCUAUCGCGAGGGCACCAGUGGAUCUCUCGGUUGCAUUGGCACAAGGCUUUCAUAAUGCUCCCCGACUCUAUGGGGACGACACCGUCCGCAAACCGGUUCGUAUCACGGGAAUUCGGUCGGGUCUACGUGCUGCAAAGAAAGAAUUUCUGUACGGGAUAUAUGAUGGCUUUACCGGCGUGGUUCUUCUCCCCAUCCGUGGGGCCAAGAAAAACGGCGUGAUUGGGUUCGUCAAAGGCACCAGUAUGGGCCUUACUGGGUUCGUCCUGAAGAACUUGGCAGCCAUCGUGGGACCUUUUAGUUACACUCUGAAAGGCCUCGUAAAGCAGGCGGAGAGGAAGAAACGUCCCACUCAUUUCAUCCGACGUGCACGCAUCACACAGGGUCAGAGGGAAUUCUACUCGUUGGCCCCCGAUAAGAGACAGAAACUUGAGCAAGAAGUUAUAGAAGGGUGCCAUGUGAUGCGGGAGCUGUCUGAUGCGAUAAGUCGGCAUGCACAAAGACGAGGCUUGGCAGGUCAAAUUGACAAAGUGUUCCUCGAUACAAGCACCCUUUUUGAGGACGUCGAGACUGCGAAAGGCGCAUUGCGGGCGCUGAAGAAGGGUGAGCGUCUGGAAAACAUACUUGGUCCUGAUGGCAUGAAGACAACAUGGUGUCGGCGAGAUGUUGAAGAGAAGAAGGACAAGAGCUCAAGCGAUCACCCACGCAGGGUAUACUGA
Messenger RNA from Clonostachys rhizophaga, 3183 nucleotides. The record is from the annotation of a GenBank genome assembly. Lineage: Eukaryota; Fungi; Ascomycota; Sordariomycetes; Hypocreales; Bionectriaceae.